Microthlaspi erraticum is the source of this 513-nucleotide messenger RNA. Lineage: Eukaryota; Viridiplantae; Streptophyta; Magnoliopsida; Brassicales; Brassicaceae. The record is from the annotation of a GenBank genome assembly.
AUGGAAGGCGUAGGAUCGAGAUUGAGCCGUACAUCGUCGAGAUACAGUGGUCCGGCGGCGACGGCGGUUUUCAGCGGCCGUGUGAGGAAGUGGAAGAAGAAGUGGAUACGUGUCUCGACCUCCUCCGUCGGCGUUUUCCGAGCUUCUAAAUCCAACGGUCGCAACAAUUCUCCUCACCAUCUGCUUCUCCACAAGUGGACCCCACUUCCUUCGGCGACGGCUACUGCCUCCGACGCCAACGGUUCCGGUGAGACGGAGGAGCCUCCCAAGCGAAGAUUCAGAUAUGCUCCAGUUGCGAUGCUUGAGCAUAGAGAGAAAGUGGCUACUAAAGAUUCCGAAAUUGAAGCUCUUGCAGAAGAAGAGGCUGACGAAUUCGACACUGAAUCGCCACUACCUAGAGCCGUUGAGCUGGACAUGAACGUAGCAGACACAGACCAAAAAAUGAAAGCAAAAACAACUGGUCUUCUGAACCUCGGACUGUGUCUGAAUUCUGAAGGGACUGAGGAAGAAUGA